Molecule: messenger RNA, 1546 nt
Organism: Mizuhopecten yessoensis (Yesso scallop)
Lineage: Eukaryota; Metazoa; Mollusca; Bivalvia; Pectinida; Pectinidae
Product: gamma-aminobutyric acid receptor subunit rho-3-like
Exons: 11
Coding region: 270-1430 (386 amino acids)
Biological process (GO): nervous system process; chemical synaptic transmission; monoatomic ion transmembrane transport
Cellular component (GO): neuron projection; membrane; synapse
Molecular function (GO): transmembrane signaling receptor activity; extracellular ligand-gated monoatomic ion channel activity; neurotransmitter receptor activity
Source: RefSeq, a predicted model, not a curated record
GUGAUAGCGGUACAGGUAAACUUCUCGCGGUGUUAGUUUUUACAGGGACGCAUUUGCAUCGAUUUGAAUUCCUCGAGCGAGGCCUCGUUUUAUUCCAGUGCUGGGAUAUUAUCUGGAUUGAAUUGAUAUUUUUUUUGGAUUAUUAGUCGAUGUCCAGUAAAUCACCCUAAAGUGGUUUCGUCUACUAUAAACGGGUGGAGUUAAAGCUGAGGGUCGAUACUAUGGAUUGACGUGGAUUACCACACUAACGCGGGGAAUUAACAGCUGACAUGGACUCCCAACUACCACCACUCAACAAUAAAAAGAAACAUGUGUAUGUGAAGGUGGUGUUCCUCAAGGUGGGCGAGAUAGACACGAUCAAAGAGAACUUCGCAGCAGAUGUUUUCAUACAGGCAAGAUGGCGGGAGUCUCAACUGGACAACACGACGGUGUCGGAAAAGGACCUGUCCCAGUUUUGGUGUCCCCGCCUCCUCGUCCACAACGUCAUGGAUGCGUCCAAAGACCGCACGUGGCGGGAGCUUGUCCACGACAAGGGAGGCGCGGCGUACGUGGUGGAGAAACGUCGCAUUAAGGGACAUUUCUCGGAGAAACUAGAACUGAUGGAUUUCCCCUUCGAUUACCAGAGCCUGAGCCUGCAGAUCACGUCAGAGCUUCCGGAUAGUAAGGUUGCUAUUCACGAGGACAACAAAGAAAUCAGCGCCAUCAACGUCACGUGCUUCGUGGACGAGCAGGAGUGGUUCUUAUACGACUAUGUCGAGUCCGUCCAGGAGGUGUCGACGAAAGAGUUCUCUGCCAAGAAGCACAUCCAGUUCCCGUGGCUCGUGGUGGGCUGUUGUGCCGUGCGGCGGGCAGGAUUUUUUGCCUGGAAUGUUAUCCUUAUAAUGACUUUGAUCAGCUCGAUUUCGCUGGCGACGUUCGCCGUGGACCGGUCACUGCCUCAGAAUCGUCUCCAGCUGUCCAUCACACUCAUGUUGACCAGUGUGACUUUUAAGUCCGUAGCGAGUGCCAACAUUCCCAAGAUCUCUUACUACACACACCUGGACAGAUACGUUUUAUUUGGAUUGCUGUUUACAUACGUAGUUUGUAUAUGGCACGCAGUCAUCUCGAGAUUUACCUAUGACGUCACACUUGGUGCUUUAUUGGACUUCUGGGCGUUCAUGUCAUUCGUCAUCGUCUUCAUCCUUUUCCACACCAUGUACGGGGGAUUCAUAGCUGUACAGUAUUUACUGAGACAAAAAGAAGUGAGAGCAAAGGAAGUGAAAUACGAGGAAAAGGCGCUGAAACUUCUUGGAAGCACGUGGAAGAGCAAUCGGCAGCAAAACAAACGACACAAACGGAGACCCAUCCGGAUGUCACGUGUUCGGGCAGUUAUUGUACCAGAACCGGAACCCGACGUCACAUUUCUCAUGGUGGAUAAAGACGACAUGUAACGUGGAGGAAAUCACUUCCGGUGACCGUGACCUUGACCUUCUUUUACCAGAGCAGUGAAAGACGGCUGCAGACAACGAACAUAUCAAUUUUGUUUGUAUCUAUUCGUUUAAUGGCA